This is a messenger RNA of Effrenium voratum, 887 nucleotides long. The record is from the annotation of a GenBank genome assembly. Lineage: Eukaryota; Dinophyceae; Suessiales; Symbiodiniaceae.
GCGGCGUUCCCGGCGGCCUCUCUGGCAAGGGCGGAGGCAAAGGCGACGACGAGGAUGAGGCUCCUAGCCGAGAGGUGAGCACGCGGUUCUACGAGCUUUUGGGCGUGAGCAAGGAUGCCACCAGCGCGGAGAUCAAGAAGGCGUACCACCGCCAGGCCAUGCGCCUGCACCCCGACAAGGGCGGGGAUCCCGACGCGUUCAAAGAGCUCCAGAGAGCCUUCGAGGUUCUCAGCGAUGAGCAUCUAAGAAGAAGAUACGACCGCGGCGGAGAAGAGGCUCUGGAGGAGUCUGGUGCCCUCGGUGCGGCAAGCCAGGAUUUCUUCUCCCAGAUCUUCGGGGGCAAGGGCGGCGGACGCGGCCGUUCCGCGGGCCGGCCCAAGACGAAGGAUGUGGUUCGACCGAUAUGGGUCACUUUGGAGGAGCUCUAUGCCGGAGUCACGCGCCAGCUGCCCAUCGUCCGCAAGGUGCUGGAUGAGUCCGCCGGCACCUCUGCGUGUGAGGCCUGUGACGGCAAGGGCUUUGCUGUGAAGGUCAUCCGGAUGGGUCCUAUGGUCCAGCAGGUGCAGUCGAUCUGCGUGGGGUGCCGCGGCACCGGGAGCGGGGCCAAGAUGAAGAGCCGACGCGAGGUGCUGGAGGUCUUUGUGGAGAAAGGGUCCCCGGACGGCCACAAGAUCACCGUCCACGGCAAGGCGGACGAGGCGCCCGGCUGUGAGGCCGGGGAUCUGGUGGUGCUGGUGCGGCAGCAGGAGCAUCCCAAGUUCUUGCGCCGCGAGGCCGAUUUGUACCUCCAGGUUGAACUGUCCCUGGCGGAAGUGCUUGCUGGCUUCAGGCUGGCGGUGGAGCAUCUGGACGGCCGGCAGCUCUCGGUGCGGAGCAAGCCCGGGGAG